Messenger RNA from Aspergillus alliaceus, 937 nucleotides. RefSeq lists its product as uncharacterized. Lineage: Eukaryota; Fungi; Ascomycota; Eurotiomycetes; Eurotiales; Aspergillaceae. The record is from RefSeq and is a predicted model, not a curated record. The coding region runs from base 240 to 443 and encodes 67 amino acids. The transcript has a single exon.
GUUUGAGUACCUCGACGUCGAUCAUGGCCGAAGCUACUUUGCACAAGGGUGAUAGUUUCUCUGGAUACCCCGAUGAUUCUACUUUUCUCCCCUGAAUGAAGGUCCUCUACGCCCACUGGUCCACUCAAGGUCAUCGAUUGGGAGGCAGCCUUUGCAGGUCCAUGUGAGAUAUCAGGUGAAUUCUCUUGACUCUUUCGGUAGUUCCGUCACCUAUGGACGCACCGUGGAAUUAGGACGAGAUGAGUCAUCCAAAGAGCGCGGAUGACAAGAAGGAAUUCGCUAGCCAGGGUAACUAUAUCGUAAUUGUGAGACAAAAAGGAAGGGAGCGGGGCUUAACCGAGGGGUAUAAUCCAUCAUCAGCAUUGCAGGACACUGAAUGGCAAUAUUUAGCAUCUGCAAUGAGGCUAUAUCAAAGGGAAGGCAUGGGUCAUUCUCAGAAAUAAUAGAAGGGCUCACUGAUAGUAUCUUGCAUGUAGGUGCUUAUCUUCGCGGUUCUGUUCAGUUAAUGCUGACAUUUUAUAUAGUAUGAAGUAGUCUCGACAGUCUCAAUCUCAUAGCUCUAUAGGCAGGCUAGAAGCUUCAUGGGUUACCAUCGGAAGGUGUCCAUGCUAUCUGCAGAUGCUAUUUUGUGGCAUUGCAUGGAAAUUGUUGACGUUCCUGCAACCAAGUCUGCUGCAUUUGGUACAGGUACCGGUGAAGUCGAAGAGCGCAUACUAUGAGGACGUAUACCGGAUUAAACUCGGUAUGUGUAGCAAAAUUAGCGAAGUCUUCAGCCUGAUGCAUGCAUAACAAAUGAAGUAAGGUGGGGUGGAUAGAUACCCUAAAAGAAGGAUUGAGGCUGCGGGGAUCUCCCUAUGCGCGGCAGGUGUUCCAUCAUAUAUAAUCCUAGGUAGCAUCACUGGGUCUAGCGGAUAUAAACCAUGUUUAAUCACCCGAC